UGUGACAUAAAGGAUUUCUCUUCUUUUUCUGUUCUCUUCUCCUUCAUAUGAGCAGGAACAAGGAAAAAGACAUUCUUGUUAAAGCUGAUCCAGAACCUGAAAGGACUCUGAAGAGGAAUCUAAAAGAAGCUAAAUUACAACAAUCCAGAGACAACCUUGCUGAAAUUUUCGAACAAGAAAAGGAGAUGGCAACCGAACCCAACAACAAUAAUGCAAGAAGGAUGCUUGGUGAUUAUACUGCACCUACGUCCAAGUUUGAUGGAAGAAGCAUCUCAAUUCCUGCCACAGGAGCAAACAAUUUUGAGCUGAAACCUCAACUAGUUGCUCUAAUGCAACAGAACUGCAAGUUUCAUGGACUUCCAUCAGAAGAUCCCUACCAGUUCUUAACUGAGUUCUUGCAGAUCUAUGAGGCUGUUAAGACUAAUGGAGUAGAUCCUGAAGUCUACAGGCUCAUGCUUUUCCCUUUUGCUGUAAGAGACAGAGCUAGAACAUCGUUGGACUCUCAACCUAAAGAUAGCCUGGACUCCUGGGAUAAGCUGGUCACGGCCUUCUUGGCUAAGUUCUUUCCUCCUCAAAAGCUGAGCAAGCUUAGAGUGGAUGUUCAGACCUUUAAACAAAAAGAUGGUGAAUACCUCUAUGAAGCUUGGGAAAGAUACAAGCAGAUGACCAAAAGAUGUCCUUUUGACAUGUUUUCAGAAUGGACCAUGAUAGAUAUAUUCUAUUAUGGUCUAUCUGAGUUCUCUAAGAUGUCACUGGACCAUUCUGUAAGUGGAUCCAUUCACCUAAAGAAAACACCUGCAGAAGCUCAAGAACUUAUUGACAUGGUUGUAAAUAACCAGUUCAUGUACACUUCUGAGAGGAAUUCCGUGAAUAAUGAGAUGCCUCAAAGGAAGGGAGUUCUUGAAAUUGAUGCUCUGAAUGCCAUAUUGGCUCAGAACAAAAUGUUGACUCAGCAAGUCAACAUGAUUUCUCAAAGUCUGAAUAGAUGGCAAAAUGCUUCCAACAAUACUAAAGAGGCAUCUUCUGAAGAAGAAGCUUAUGAUUCUGAGAACCUUGCAAUAGCAGAGGUAAAUUAUAUUGGUGAACCUUAUGGAAACACCUAUAAUUCAUCAUGGAGAAAUCAUCCAAAUUUCUCAUGGAAGGAUCAACAAAAGCCUCAACAAGGCUUUAAUAAUGGUGGAAGAAAUAGGCUCAGCAAUAUCAAGCCUUAUCCAUCAUCUUUUCAGCAACAGACAGAGAAUUCUGAACAGAGCACCUCUAACUUAGCAAAUUUAGUCUCUGAUCUGUCUAAGUCCACUUUAAGUUUCAUGAGUGAAACAAGGUCCUCCAUUAGAAAUCUGGAGGCACAAGUGGGCCAGCUGAGUAAGAAAAUCACUGAAACUCCUCCUAGUACUCUCCCAAGCAAUACUGAAGAGAAUCCAAAAAGAGAGUGCAAGGCCAUUAAUAUAGUCAAUAUGGCCGAACCUAGAGAGAAAAGAGAGAACGUGAAUCCCAAUGAGGAAGACCUCAUGGGACGUCUCUCAAGCAAGAAGGAGUUCCCUAUUGAGGUCCCAAGGGAAUCUGAGGCUCAUAUAGAGACCAUAGAGAUCCCAUUAAACCUCCUUCUGCCAUUCAUGAGCUCUGAAGACGAUUCUUCCUCUGAAGAGGAUGAAGAUGUAACUGGAGAGCAAGUUGCUCAAUAUUUAGAAGCUAUCAUGAAGCUGAAUGCCAAGUUAUUUGGUAAUGAGACUUGGGAAGGUGAACCUCCCUUGCUCAUUAGUGAACUAGAUACAUGGGUUCAGCAAACUUUACCUCAAAAGAGACAAGAUCCUGGCAAAUUCGUAAUACCCUGCACCAUAGGCACCAUGAUCUUUGAAAAAGCUCUGUGUGACCUGGGGUCAGGUAUAAAUCUUAUGCCACUCUCUGUAAUGGAGAAGCUGGGAAUCAUUGAGGUACAACCUGCCAUGUUCUCAUUACAAAUGACAGACAAUUUGCUUAGACAAUUUGAGGCUAAGAGACAAAGGAUUGUAACUGAACGCAAGAAAUAUGAAAUGGAAGCUGUAGCUACUAAUGACAAAGAGAAAUUUGAGCGAAGGAUGGAUGAACCAGAAAGUCAAUUGGAGAUGCGUGCAACUAAAGGGCAGAAGAAAUCCAAGUCAAAAAAGCUGGAUUUUAGUCAUCUACAAAGCACAUUCAAUUCUAUUAGCAAAAGGACUAAUUCCACGUCUACCACCUUGAAAGUACAGCCAAACAUUCCUUCGCAACAACCAGAAAAUAAAAAGAGAAAGGAGCUACUGACUAUGCCUACUGCUGAGAAAGUCAAGAAUGGAGUGCAUGGUGGAAAAUCAACACAAGGCUUGAAGAAGUCUACGCCUACAAACAUGGAGGCAGAUGAACUUACAAGGACGCUCAAAGAAAUUCGUAAAAGGAACAGCAACGUGUUAACAAGUCUAAGCCAAGAGCAGAGUUGUCCAAGUUCUACUCUCACAAUCAACCAAGGGCAGCAGCAGAAUAUUCAACUCACAGAUGAAGAGACUCAAACAAGGCAAGAUUACACAACUUUGCCUUCUCCUAAACUACCCCACAAAAUGAAAGUGCAAUGUUAGAGCAAGGAAUAUCAAGAAAGGGUAAGAGGAUGCCAGGAGUAAAGGCUACAACAAUUGACGAAUACUUAAAGGAAAAUAGGGUAGAUAUGGAAAUUAAAGGACCAAGCACUGAACUAAGUGAGGACGGGGAAGAAAGCAUGGCACUUGAUAAAGACUAUUAUCAACAUGUGAUGGAGGACAUUGAUGAUGAAAAAGGAGAGCCAAAGAAGAAGAAA
This is a messenger RNA of Arachis stenosperma, 2800 nucleotides long. RefSeq lists its product as uncharacterized. Lineage: Eukaryota; Viridiplantae; Streptophyta; Magnoliopsida; Fabales; Fabaceae. The transcript is spliced from 2 exons. The coding region runs from base 48 to 2585 and encodes 845 amino acids. The record is from RefSeq and is a predicted model, not a curated record.